UUUUUUAGUAUCGGGUUCCUGUAACCAUAGAUCAUACGGGUUAUCUCCUCCCUUUUCUCUCUCGGGUCUAUACUUUUCAGCCUUUUUUCUGCUGCCAUGGAUCUUCCUAAAGUAAAAGACGAAGAAAAGGAGAGCUCAUAUGGAUACGUGCACGGUGUUUCAGGACCUGUGGUUAUUGCUCAGAAUAUGAGUGGUGCUGCUAUGUACGAGUUGGUCCGUGUUGGUCACAGUGAACUUGUUGGAGAGAUCAUUAGGUUGGAGGGAGACCUGGCCACCAUUCAGGUCUAUGAAGAAACUUCUGGUGUAACAAUUGGUGAUCCAGUUUUGCGUACUAGAAAGCCUUUAUCUGUUGAGCUGGGUCCUGGUAUUAUGGGUAACAUAUUUGAUGGAAUUCAGCGACCAUUGAAAGAUAUUUGUGAUAUGACUAGUAGUAUUUAUAUUCCUCGUGGUAUUAAUGUAUACAGUUUGAGUCGUGAGACCUCCUGGUACUUUGAGCCUGUCAAAGACUUUAAGGUUGGCAGUCAUGUAUCUGGUGGUGAUCGUUAUGGUGUUGUGAAAGAGAAUACUCUCAUUGAUCAUCACAUUAUGCUCCCACCCAAAGCAGCAGGUACUAUCAAGUAUAUUGCACCUGCUGGCAACUACACUAUCAAUGAUGUUGUACUGGAGACUGAAUUUGAAGGUGAAACAACAAAGCAUACUAUGGUCCAGGUAUGGCCAGUUCGUCAGAUGCGUCCUGUUGUUGAGAAGCUGGCAGCAAAUUAUCCUCUACUGACAGGACAACGUGUUCUUGAUGCUCUAUUUCCUUGUGUUCAAGGGGGUACUACAGCUAUUCCUGGUGCCUUUGGGUGUGGAAAGACUGUCAUCUCUCAGUCUCUGUCAAAGUUCUCUAACUCUGAUGUCAUCAUUUAUGUUGGGUGUGGAGAAAGAGGAAAUGAAAUGUCUGAAGUAUUGAGAGAUUUCCCUGAAUUGAAAGUGGUGAUCAGAGGAGUGGAGGAGUCCAUUAUGAAGCGUACAGCGCUUGUUGCCAAUACUUCAAAUAUGCCAGUAGCUGCUCGUGAGGCUUCAAUUUACACAGGUAUUACACUGUCUGAAUAUUUCCGUGAUAUGGGUUUCAAUGUGAGUAUGAUGGCUGAUUCUACCUCUCGUUGGGCUGAGGCACUUCGUGAAAUUUCUGGCCGUUUGGCUGAAAUGCCUGCUGAAAAUGGUUUCCCAGCUUAUCUUGGUGCUAGGUUGGCUUCUUUCUAUGAAAGAGCUGGUCGUGUUGUGUGUACUGGUAAUCCUACUAGAGAGGGCAGUGUCACUAUUGUUGGUGCUGUCAGCCCACCUGGUGGAGAUUUCUCUGACCCUGUGACUGCACAAACACUUAACAUUGUUCAAGUAUUCUGGGGAUUGGAUAAAAAGUUGGCACAGAGAAAGCAUUUCCCUUCCAUCAACUGGUUGCUAAGCUACAGCAAGUACAUGAGGGUCUUGGAUGACUUUUAUGACAAGAAUCACUCAGAAUUUGUUCAGCUAAGGACUACUGUUAAAGAGAUAUUGCAAGAGGAGGAAGAUUUGUCUGAAAUCGUGCAGCUUGUAGGAAAGGGCUCAUUGGCAGAGUCAGAUAAGGUCACGCUUGAGGUUGCUAAGCUAAUAAAAGAUGAUUUCCUACAGCAAAAUGGUUACACAGCAUAUGAUCGCUACUGUCCAUUCUAUAAGACUGUUGGAAUGCUUCAGAAUAUUGUGUCAUUUUAUAACAUGGCACAGCGUUCUAUUGAAAAUACUGCUCAGUCUGAUAAUAAGAUAACAUGGGCUAUUAUUAGGGAUCAGUGUGGGGACAUCAUUCAUCAAUUGACUAGAAUGAAAUUUAUGGACCCUAUUGAUGAUGGCGAAGAGAAGAUCAAGGCUUAUUAUGCUAAGCUCACUGAUGAUAUACAGGAAGCUUUCCGUAAAUUAGAAGAGUAGAAACUUUAGUGUGUUUAAAAUUGUUUUGUAUUUCAUUUGCUAUUAAUUGUUAUUAUUAUUAUUAUUAUUAUUAUCAUUAUAGUUGCAAUUAAGUGACUGUUUAUAAAUUAAAAUUAAUGUACAUACAAUAGCAUUAUGUGAACUACA
This is a messenger RNA of Amphimedon queenslandica, 2088 nucleotides long. RefSeq names its product V-type proton ATPase catalytic subunit A. Gene Ontology annotation, biological process: proton transmembrane transport; ATP metabolic process. Bases 97 to 1941 code for a protein of 614 amino acids. The record is from RefSeq and is a predicted model, not a curated record. Lineage: Eukaryota; Metazoa; Porifera; Demospongiae; Haplosclerida; Niphatidae. The transcript has 15 exons. Gene Ontology annotation, cellular component: proton-transporting V-type ATPase, V1 domain; lysosomal membrane. Gene Ontology annotation, molecular function: ATP binding; proton-transporting ATPase activity, rotational mechanism; ATP hydrolysis activity.